GGGAACAACGGAGAAACCAGUGACGCUGCCAAGACCAUCAUAUUCGCCCAUUACCGCAGCACGGUAUCAUAAAAGUACUCGAGGAGUCUACACAUUUCUCCGAUCUCUGGGGAUCUACUGUAACCCAAAUCAGAGUAUCAUACAGUGCCUUAAGUUACUCUGCGGUAUGAUACGGUACCGGUACCAGGUAUAUGAUAUUGUGAUACCGGCACGGCCUCGGCAGGGUAACCCCAAUUAUCUAGCAGGAAAGAAGGAACCAAUCGCACCACCGGGUAAGGUAAGCCCUGUUCACCCUCUCACCUAUCAUUCCAACUGCAGCCGCUCAAAGUUACCGUGCCCCCUCCCUCCUUGAUGCUCCUCCUCAAUAUUGCUGGUUCUACUGCUUCCCAUCAGCACCCGACCCGCAAUAGCCUCCACCAUUCCUUAACCGCAGCAUCCCAUCCCAUCUCAUCCCGGAAGGAAAAAGAAAAAUUAUGGAUAUCGAUGACCUCCUACAGGAAUUGGACGACAACAAAGUCCCGGGCGGAACACGCGACAUAAACGAUCUCACACAAUCGUGGAUAGCGGAACGAGCGGCACCGGAGAUUCUACCUUUUCAGACCGCAUUGCUGGAAAGGUUAAUGGAACGGAUCCGACAGCAGGUACUUGAGCUACUGCAUCUCAAUUUUUGUCCUAUUUUACUUUUCGUGGGGGGGGUUCGGGAGUUAAUCUCGAGAGGAUUUUUGCAAGUGAUACAGAUCGAACUGGUAGAGACACAGACCGGAAAUUUGGACCCGAAGACGAACUUCUGCCUCAUCCUCAUCCAGACAGAAUUGGAGAGGGUCAAGUUUCUUGUCAGGAGUUAUCUUCGGGCGAGGAUACAUAAGGUACGAUUGUGUCUGCACUUGCCGUAACAUAUGGCCUCCCUUUCCCUCUUAUUUCCCCUAAAUUAAAUAAGAUGAGAGGGCUAAAAGAUACGCUCCCCAGAUCGAUAAAUAUUCAAUACACAUCCUAACGACACCCUCCAUCCGUGGUAGGCUAUCACCGCCCGAGUUGUCGUACCUGAAAUCUCACCUCGGAUUGCUCAAUUCGCACUUUUUGGCAUCCUUUCUUCGCCGAUUUCCCGAACAGUUGCGCCGGCUGGACGAUAAGGCCGGAGGUAUAUCCAUGGUCGAGGAGCCGGACCUUGAUAGCGCCGUGUUCUGCAAGGUGGUCAAAGAUAUUGAGGAUAAUAUCGCUACGAUUCCGGGUACGGAUGCCGAGUUUAGGCUCACGAAGGGCGAUGUCUACGUUGUUCGAUACAGCGCCGUCCGGGAAUUCGUUCUCCGUGGAGAGGUAGAAUUGAUAUAAUGGCGAAGCUAUGACCAUAUAUCCCUACUCUGCCUUUUUCCUUACCUUUUUUCUUUCGAGUGACGUUUUCUUUCCUUCUUUAGACGAUUUUAUCAUAGAUGAGCGGGGAUCGUAUCAUAGCCGGCGUUUUAUGGCGCUUUUAAGGGGGGAAAUUAGUCUCGCUUAUUUGAUGGGUUCUUUAGCUAAUAAUGAAGGGGGGUAUAUAAUAUACUUUACACCUCAAUAUGAACAUUACAGUACCUGAGGAUAUCAUCUAAUUCCCACCACCUGAGAAUCGAAAUCUCCCCUCUAUCCAUGCAACGUCAAUCAAUAGCGGUACAGUACGAGUACAGAAAAGCCCACUGAACAGCCUUGUACUAACUAGUAGCAGGCAAGAAGUCUCAGGAAGUAAAAAAAAAAAUAGAAAUAAAGGAAAGGAAAGGUAGGUCAUGAGUUUGUACCAGUAUGGGCAUCCGGGUAGGCGCGGAUUGUCAUACACUUUGGGGAUUCCUGUUUCCGGAUGCUACUUGUACUCGAGCGAGUACCGUACUCUGUCCCCUGCGGGCACCACCCCAUU
Messenger RNA from Tuber aestivum (summer truffle), 1885 nucleotides. The record is from the annotation of a GenBank genome assembly. Lineage: Eukaryota; Fungi; Ascomycota; Pezizomycetes; Pezizales; Tuberaceae.